Vespa mandarinia (Asian giant hornet) is the source of this 2631-nucleotide messenger RNA. RefSeq names its product glucose dehydrogenase [FAD, quinone]. Gene Ontology annotation, molecular function: oxidoreductase activity, acting on CH-OH group of donors; flavin adenine dinucleotide binding. The record is from RefSeq and is a predicted model, not a curated record. Lineage: Eukaryota; Metazoa; Arthropoda; Insecta; Hymenoptera; Vespidae.
AGCGUUCUGCAGUGAGAGGUUCUACAGUUAACGUUCAGUGCGUUUACCGUUCUUAGCUUGAAUCGAUUUAUAGUCUACGCGAUAUUAACAAGUGUCACGCGCCGGUUAUUUCUAAUACAGUACGAUAUAAUAGCUUGAUACUAUUUCCUGAAUAGAGUAUGUCAUACAACGUGUCGGUAACAGUAGAAUGCGCGGAACCGUUCCUCGGGCCGACUCUUGGACAAAGUUGUCCAGGAUCGCAAUUUUUGAUGUUCAUGUCACUCGUGGACACAUACGUACGAGCUAAACAAGAUAUUUCCUUCCUUUGUGAAAGGGUCAAAUCGAUUGAUCCACCGGAAUAUUCCUACGAUUUUAUCGUCGUUGGAGGUGGAUCGGCAGGUGCCGUAGUUGCUUCUAGAUUGAGCGACAUACCCGAGUGGAAAGUUUUACUUCUCGAAGCAGGUCCUGACGAGCCACCAGGUGCUAACGUUCCGAGUAUGGUAGCGAUGUUUCUCGGUACCGAUAUUGAUUGGAAAUAUCAAACUACUAAUGAGAGGUAUGCUUGUUUAUCGAGUGGUGGAUCUUGCAAUUGGCCUCGUGGUAAAAAUCUAGGUGGAAAUUCUGCGCAUAACGGCAUGAUGUAUAUUCGUGGACACGCAAAGGAUUAUGAUAACUGGGCUGCCAUGGGAAAUGUUGGUUGGACUUGGCAAGAGGUAUUGCCAUACUUUAUGUGCUCGGAGAAUAAUACAGAAAUCAAUCGAGUCGGCAGCGAAUACCAUUCCGCCGAUGGCCUUUGGACGAUUGAGAGAUUCCCCUGGCAACCCGAAAUUACUCGCGAUAUUUUGAGUGCGGCUGCAGAGAGAGGAUAUCCGAUUACGGAGGAUAACAACGGUGCUCAAUCAACGGGAUUCACUAUAGCUCAGAUGGCCAGCAAAGAUGGAGUUAGAGUAAGCAGCUCCGAUGCUUUUCUACGUCCUAUGCGCAAUCGACGUAAUCUUCAUAUCGCUCUUAACGCUACUGUCACCAAGGUCAUCGUUGAAAAUCUCAAGGCUGUCGGAGUCCAAUACUAUCAAGAUGGUAAAUUUCGCAUAGCACGAGCUUCACGUGAGAUCAUUAUCUCUGGCGGAGCCGUAAAUUCUCCUCAAUUGCUAUUGUUAUCGGGAAUCGGUCCGAAGGAACAUUUACAAGCCGUCAAUGUUUCCGUCGUUAAAAAUUUACCAGGAGUUGGACACAAUUUACAAAAUCAUGUGUCAUAUACCCUCUCUUGGACUAUUAAUCAACCAAAUUUAUUUGAUUUGAAUUGGGCAUCUCUCCUGGAAUAUAUCGCUUUUCAUAAAGGACCUAUGUCCUCGACUGGCAUGUCCCAACUUACAGGAAUUAUACCGUCGAGCUAUACCACACCAGAUCAUCCUGAUAUUCAAUUUUAUUUCGGUGGUUAUCAAGCGGCUUGCGCAAUUACUGGCGAGGUAGGAGCAGUUAUGGAUAAUCAAGGUCGUAGUAUUAGCAUUUCUCCAACGAAUGUUCAACCACGUAGUAGAGGAAUCCUUCAAUUAGCUAGUAAUAAUCCAUUUGAAAAGCCGCUUAUUUGGGGAAACUAUUUGAGCGAUCCAAUCGAUGCCGCUAUUUUGCUUGAAGGGAUACAAAUCGCAUUAUCUUUUGCUAAUACAUCUGCGAUGGCAAAAUAUAACAUGAGUCUCAGUAAUAUGCCAUUACCCGCGUGCUCUCAAUACAGAUUUCUCAGUAAUGAGUAUUGGAGUUGUGCGAUUCAUCAGAAUACAGGUCCUGAAAAUCAUCAAGCAGGAUCUUGCAAGAUGGGACCAUCUAGCGAUCCAAUGGCUGUAGUAGAUCCUCAGCUUAGAGUUCAUGGUAUUAAAAAUCUAAGAGUAGCAGAUACGUCUAUAAUGCCUCAGGUCACGUCCGGUAACACUGGUGCUCCAGCAAUUAUGAUCGGCGAGAGAGCGGCAGCGUUCAUCAAGUCCGACUGGGGUGCUGGUGCGACACAAUGGUACGGGAAAGCUACAACCUUUAGGAAAAACCUCCAAUGGAAAGGCCAUUAGUCAUCAGCAAUUUACCAUGUUUCCUAGUUCUCGUUCGACGAUCGACAGUUCGCUGGAAUUCUUGCUAUGGGGGAUCAAAUACAUCGACUGGGACCAGGCUAUCUGGUAGUAGUAAUCCCGCAUUCCCGGCUCGACUUCUAGUCCAUGAAACAUCGACUUUCUCAAAGCUAUGCGACGUCGAUGCGCCAAUACAAGGCGACGAAAACGACGAAACGGAUCCAGCGGGAUGCCCGCAGCGAACUGCCGUGAAACCUUCUUCCUUUCUUUCUUUCUUAUAACUUCGUAGAUACUUUAAUAUAUAUCCCGAUCAAUCGGUCCGAAUAGAACUCUUUCACGAUAGAACAAGAGGAUAUGGAUAAUGUCCGUUAUCAUUGAAUCUUUCGACCAAAUUUCUUUCUGUUUCGUUUUAUCGAGAUACAGAAAGUACAACAAAGAGCUAGAAAAUACAUUCUUUGUCGUUUUACGACUAUCUCUGAGACGGACCUUCUACCAUUCUAUCUUAAUUAAUGAUUCGUUCAAGAACAGCCGCUCCCAUUUGUUUGCCAAUUAAUAUUCUUCAAGGACCAAUAAAAAAAAGAAAAAAAAAAGAAAAAAA